CGAUGUUUUUAGUUCAAAGAGUCUUGCCCUUCAAGCCCAGAAGAAGAUUCUGAGCAAAAUAGCCAGCAAAACCGUGGCCAACAUGUUGAUUGACGACACCAGCAGUGAGAUCUUUGAUGAGCUCUAUAAAGUCACCAAAGAGCACACUCACAACAAGAAGGAAGCCCACAAGAUCAUGAAAGACUUAAUCAAAGUGGCAAUCAAAAUUGGGAUCCUCUACCGGAACAACAAGUUCAGCCAAGAGGAGGUUGUUAUCGUGGAGAAGUUCCGGAAGAAGCUGAACCAGACCGCCAUGACCAUCGUCAGCUUCUAUGAGGUGGAAUACACCUUUGAUAAGAAUGUGCUGUCCAAGCUCCUGCACGAGUGCAAGGACCUGGUGCAUGAACUGGUGCAGCGACACUUGACGCCCAGGACCCACGGGCGCAUCAACCACGUCUUCAACCACUUUGCCAAUGUGGAAUUUCUCUCCACCCUCUAUAGUCUGGAUGGAGACUGUAGGCCUAACCUCAAGAGGAUCUGUGAAGGAAUCAAUAAACUGCUAGAUGAGAAAGUCCUUUGAAUGCCUUCCCUCCUCCUGGACUUGGCUGCUUUAAAGUUAUAGCACCCAACACGGUCCGGGUGAGAAUCAAGAAAACAAGCAGAAACCCUUGUCAAAGAUGUCCAUGUUCUGUUCUGUUCAUCCUUCUGAUGCUGAUUCUAAACUGAGUGCGGGUGUGUUUAUCCCCUGAGCGUUAUCUGAUGAGGUCUGCACCUAAAGUCACCUUCAAGCCUAAAGGACAUUUCAUCUAUUCUAUUCAUCUUGUGGAGUGGAAGGAGCCCUGGACCAGGAGCCAGAGGACAUAGAUUCGGUUCCCAGCUCCACCAGUGACAACUCUGUCCUCUCUAUCCUGCAAUCACAUGAUGCCUGCCUGCCUACUUCACAGCACUGUUGUGAGGAUUGAAUGAGAUGAUGUAUGUUCAUGCUUUUGAAAAUAUUAAUGUAAGGUCUUAAUAUUUUCUGUUC
Molecule: messenger RNA, 1003 nt
Organism: Galeopterus variegatus (Sunda flying lemur)
Lineage: Eukaryota; Metazoa; Chordata; Mammalia; Dermoptera; Cynocephalidae
Gene: TNFAIP8L3
Product: tumor necrosis factor, alpha-induced protein 8-like 3
Exons: 1
Coding region: 83-559 (158 amino acids)
Biological process (GO): regulation of apoptotic process
Cellular component (GO): cytoplasm
Source: RefSeq, a predicted model, not a curated record